CAGCUGGAGCACGGGAACUUUGGAGAGAUGAAGCUGCCCCUGGGCCUAGCAGGACUGCUGGUCAUUCUAGCCAUGCCCCAGCCUUCUGAGGGUGCCGCUCCAGCUGUCCUGGGGGAAGUGGAGACCUCAGUGGUGCUGACCUGCAUGGAGGAGGCCAAGCGGCUAGUGGACAAAGCCUACAAGGAGCGGCGGGAAAGCAUCAAGCGGCGGCUUCACAGUGGCUCGGCCAGCCCCAUGGACCUCCUGUCCUACUUCAAGCAGCCAGUGGCAGCCACCAGGACAGCGGUGAGGGCAGCUGACUACCUGCACGUGGCCCUAGGCCUGCUGGAGAGGAAGCUGCGGCCCCUGUGGCCAGGCCGCUUCAGUGUCACGGACGUGCUGACACUUGCCCAGCUGAAUCUGCUGUCCAAGACUAGCGGCUGCGCCUACCAGGACCUGGGGGUGAGGUGCCCAGAGGAGGACCAGUACCGAACCAUCACCGGGCAGUGCAACAACAGGCGCAGCCCCACGCUAGGGGCCUCCAACCGCGCCUUUGCGCGCUGGCUGCCGGCGGAGUACGAGGAUGGCUUCUCCCUGCCCUUCGGCUGGACGCCCGGGGUCAAGCGCAACGGCUUCCCGGUGCCCCUGGCUCGCGCCGUCUCGAACGACAUCGUGCGCUUCCCCACGGAGAACCUGACCCCGGACCAGGAGCGCUCGCUCAUGUUCAUGCAGUGGGGCCAGCUGCUCGACCACGACCUCGACUUCACCCCCGAGCCAGCCGCCCGUGUCUCCUUCCUCACUGGCAUCAACUGCGAGACCAGCUGCCUGCAGCAGCCUCCCUGCUUCCCGCUCAAGAUCCCGUCCGAUGACCCCCGCAUCAAGAACCAACGCGACUGCAUCCCUUUCUUCCGCUCCAGCCCGGCCUGCAAAGGGAGCAACAUCACCGUCCGCAACCAGAUCAAUGCGCUCACCUCCUUCGUGGACGCCAGCAUGGUGUACGGCAGCGAGGACCCCUUGGCCAUGAAGCUGCGCAACCUGACCAACCAGCUGGGGCUGCUGGCCGUCAACACCCGCUUCCAUGACAACGGCCGGGCCCUGCUGCCCUUUGACAACCUGCACGAUGACCCGUGCCUGCUCACCAACCGCACCGCGAACAUCCCCUGCUUCCUGGCAGGGGACAGCCGCUCAAGUGAGAUGCCUGAGCUCACCUCCAUGCACACACUCUUUCUGCGGGAGCACAACCGGCUGGCCACAGAGCUCAAGCGCCUGAACCCCUGCUGGAACGGAGAGAAGCUCUAUCAGGAAGCCCGAAAGAUCGUGGGAGCCAUGGUCCAGAUCAUCACUUACCGAGAUUACUUGCCCCUGGUGCUGGGGCCGGAGGCCAUGAGGAAGUACCUGCCCGAGUACCGCUCCUACAAUGACUCGGUGGACCCGCGCAUCGCCAACGUCUUCACCAACGCCUUCCGCUAUGGCCACACCCUCAUCCAGCCCUUCAUGUUCCGCCUGAACGAUCAGUACCAGCCUAUGCAGCCCAACCCUCGUGUUCCGCUCAGCAAGGUCUUUUUUGCCAGCUGGAGGGUUGUGCUGGAAGGUGGCAUCGACCCCAUCCUCCGGGGCCUCAUGGCCACCCCUGCGAAGCUGAAUCUGCAGAACCAAAUCGCGGUGGAUGAGAUCCGGGAGCGGCUGUUUGAGCAGGUCAUGAGGAUCGGGCUGGACCUGCCCGCUCUAAACAUGCAGCGCAGCCGGGACCACGGCCUCCCAGGCUACAAUGCCUGGAGGCGCUUCUGCGGGCUUCCGCAGCCCAGCACGGUGGGCGAGCUGGGCACGGUCCUGAAGAACCUGGACCUGGCGAGGAAGCUGAUGGCCCAGUACGGCACGCCCAACAACAUCGACAUCUGGAUGGGUGGUGUGGCCGAGCCCCUGAACAGCAAAGGCCGCGUGGGCCUGCUGCUCGCCUGCCUCAUUGGGACCCAGUUCAGGAAGCUCCGCGAUGGCGAUCGGUUUUGGUGGCAGAACAAGGGCGUGUUCAGCCCGCAGCAACAGCAGGCCCUGGCCAAGAUCUCCUUGCCCCGUAUCAUCUGUGACAACACAGGCAUCACCGUCGUGUCCAAGAACAACAUCUUCGAGUCCAACACGUUCCCUCGGGACUUUGUCAACUGCAGUGCACUCCCUGCAUUGGACUUGGGCUCCUGGAGGGACAGGGACUAGAGGCUGGGAGGCUGCCUGGAGAGGGACUGGGGCCCACUGGCCCUUUUGUACCAUUUGUUUGUACCUGAUGAUUAUGAGAAUAAAACAUCACUGAUGG
Molecule: messenger RNA, 2284 nt
Organism: Orcinus orca (killer whale)
Lineage: Eukaryota; Metazoa; Chordata; Mammalia; Artiodactyla; Delphinidae
Gene: MPO
Product: myeloperoxidase
Exons: 14
Coding region: 28-2187 (719 amino acids)
Biological process (GO): response to oxidative stress
Molecular function (GO): heme binding; peroxidase activity
Source: RefSeq, a predicted model, not a curated record